GGGGUUUUUUUCGAAAUGCCGGUAGCCGAGAUGCUGCCGGAAAAAGCUUCCGGUAAAAACAAUUUAAAAAUUGAUAUAAAUAAUAAUAAAAAUAAUUAUUAUAAAUUUUUAUUAUUAAAUAAAAAUUUAAGAACUUUUGAAUUUUUUUAUUUGGCUAUAAUAUUUAUUGGAUUAAUACAAGGAUGUUUUGGACACAAAAUUGCCGAAGAUGGAAUUUCUGGCUGCGCCCCAGGAAUGUUCAGGUGUCAUGAUGGAAAGUGCAUAUAUUCAACAUCAGUUUGUAACUAUCAAAAAGACUGUGAAAAUGCCGAGGACGAAAUGCAAUCAUGUCCACCACCUGAAUGUGAAGUUGGACAGCUAUCUUGUAAUCAAUAUAUUUUUAACAAGACAUAUUGCAUACCACCACAUCAAAGAUGUGACAUGACUGUUGAUUGUGUUGAUGGUACUGAUGAAGCUGGUUGCACAUACAGAAAAUGUCAACACGAAGAUUUUAAAUGCAACGGUAUAACACCAGAACUUUGUAUACCAAAAGAUAAAAAAUGUGAUGGCUAUUUAGAUUGUCGAAAUGGUAAAGAUGAAGAAAAUUGUCCAGCAAGUAUUAAACCAGCAUGCAGAUUGGAUCAAUUUAAAUGUAAUUCAACUCAUCAAUGUGUUGAACAAAGUGCAAGGUGUAAUCACAAGGACGAUUGUGGUGAUAAUAGUGACGAGGAACAUUGCAGUUUUCCACAAUGUACAAGUAAUCAAUUUCGUUGUGCAAAUGCACUAUGUAUACCAUCAAAAUAUCAGUGUGAUGGACAUAUUGAUUGUCAUGAUGGUUCUGAUGAAAAAUCCUGUACAGUAACAGUAUGCCCUGGUAACAAAUUCAUGUGUCCAAAAGGUCAAGAUGGGAAACCAUUGUGUAUUGAAAAAUCCCAAUUAUGUGAUGGUAAACAAGAUUGUGCUGAUGGUGCUGAUGAAGAAGCAGCAUGUUCAACGACAAUGUGUUCAACACUUGGUUGUCAAUAUAAAUGUCAAGCAUCACCAAUUGGUGGUGUAUGUUAUUGCCCAGAAGGACGUGUACUUGCUAAUAAUUCUGGUAAUUGUAUUGAUCGUGAUGAAUGUAAUGAAUGGGGUUAUUGUGAACAAUUAUGUGAAAAUACUGAUGGUUCAUAUAUAUGUAAAUGUGCACAGGGUUAUACAUUAAAUGGUAGAAAUAAAUGUCGUGCAAUACAUGAUUUUCAUAGACCAGAAAAUAGUCAAACAGAAUUAUUAUUAGCACAAGAUGAAGCUCUAUGGCGUAUGAAUGUUAAUGGAAAUAAUCGUACAAUAAUUGCAAAUACAACAAGUGCAAGUGGCAUUGAUUAUUUAUAUUCUGAUAAUUUAAUAUUUUGGAGUGAUGUUAAAACAAGAAGAGUACAUUCACAAUCAUUGGGUAUUGCUGGUGAUGAUGUUGGUACCAUUGAAGAUAAUGAACAAAUUGAUAUAUCAUUACCAGGUUCAUGGUCACCAGUUGCAAUUGCUGUUGAUUUUAUUGGUAGAAAAUUGUAUGUUGUUGAUUCAAUUGUACAAAAAAUUGAUGUAUUUGAACUUGAUGGUCAUUUUCAUGGAAUUGUACUUGGUUCAAAUUUAACAAGUCCAGCUGAUAUUGCACUUGAUCCAACAGUUGGUUUAAUGUUUAUUGCUGAUAAUAAACAAAUAUUACGUUCAAAUAUGGAUGGUACAUCAUCAUAUCCAAUAAUAACUGAGGCAGCAUAUCGUGUAUCUGGUAUUGCUGUUGAUAUGAUUGUCAAAAGAAUAUAUUGGUGUGAUUCAUUACUUGAUUAUAUUGAAACAUCUGAUUAUAAAGGUGGCAAAAGAGUUAUGAUAUUACGUGGUGCAAAUGUACCAUCACCAAUAAGAUUAUCUGUAUUUGAAAAUCGUGUUUAUUGGUCAGAUAGUAUUAAACAAUCGCUAAUGUCUGUUGAUAAAAAUCAAGGUGAAUAUAGUGUACAAACAAUAUUUAAAAUACGUGAUGCUAAAGCAAUUAAAGUACUACAUCCACUUGUACAAUCAACAAAUAAUAUUAAAAAUCCAUGUGGUAAUAAUAAUGGUGGUUGUCAACAUAUGUGUAUUAUAACAGCACCUGGUGGACGUGAAAAUGGUUUAGCAUAUCGUUGUGCAUGUAAUAUUGGCUGGAAAUUAUCAGCUGAUUUACGUAAUUGUAAUCGUGUACAAGAAUUUUUAAUGUAUUCACAACAACGUUUUAUAAAAGGACGUAUUCUAGAUCCAUUUAUUGAAGGUUUUAGUGAUGCAAUAUUACCAGUUGUAUCAAGACGUGCUAGAUUUGUUGGUCUUGAUUAUGAUGCACAUGAUGAAUAUAUAUAUUACAGUGAUGUAUUACAAGAUGUUAUUUAUCGUGUACAUCAAAAUGGUACUGGUAGAGAAAUUGUAUUGGCAUCACAAAAUGAAGGUGUUGAAGGUCUUGCUGUUGAUUGGGCUGCUAAAAAUUUAUAUUAUAUUGAUUCACGUAAAGGUACAUUAAAUGUAUUAAGUACUAAAAAUAUAACAUAUCGUAGAACGCUAUUAAAAAAUUUAAAAAGACCAAGAGCUAUUGUUAUACAUCCAAAUCAUGGUUAUAUAUUUUUUUCUGAAUGGGAUCGUCCAGCAAAUAUAAGUCGUGUACAUGCUGAUGGUACAAAUUUAAUUGUAUUUAAAAAUUUAACACUUGGUUGGCCAAAUGGUUUGGCUAUUGAUUUUAUUAAAAAUCGUUUAUAUUGGUGUGAUGCAUUACUUGAUCAUGUACAACAUUCAAAUCUUGAUGGUAAUGAUGUUAAAACAAUAAGUCCACGUUUAAUACGUCAUCCAUUUUCAUUAGCAAUACAUGAAAAAUGGAUGUAUAUUACUGAUUGGCGUUUAGAUGCUAUUAUUAAAUUAAAUAAAGAAACUGGUGAUAAUGAAAUGAUACUUGUACGUGAACCACCAACAAAUCGUCUUUAUGGUGUUAAAGUAUAUAGCAGAGAAAUACAAACAAUACUUGAUCAUCCAUGUAGUAUUAAUAAUGGUGGUUGUGAAAAAUUAUGUUUUGGUAUACCAACAACAACACAAAAUGGAUCAUCAUCAUCAUCAUCAAGAUCAUUACCAUUAUUAACGAGAGUUUGUGGUUGUCCAUAUGGUGAAAGAUUAACACCAAAUGAAAGAACAUGUACAUCUGAUCCAGACUCUGAACCACCAGUACAAUCAUGUCCAAAUUCAUGGGAUUUUACAUGUGCAAAUCAACGUUGUGUACCACAAUCAUGGGUAUGUGAUGGUGAUGAUGAUUGUCUUGAUAAUAGUGAUGAAAAUCAAAAUUGUACAAAACCAACAUGUGGACCAAAUGAAUUUCAAUGUAAAUCUGGUAGAUGUGUACCAUUAAGUUUUAAAUGUGAUUCAGAAAAUGAUUGUGGUGAUUAUAGUGAUGAAAUAGCAUGUCCAAAUAUAACAUGUAGCUCAAGUCAAUUUACAUGUGAUAAUAAUCGUUGUAUACCAUCAACAUGGAAAUGUGAUUCAGAAAAUGAUUGUGGUGAUAGUUCAGAUGAAGGACCAUUAUGUGCUGCUAAAACAUGUUCAUAUUUUCAAUUUACAUGUCCAAGAUCUGGUCAUUGUAUACCACAAACAUGGGUAUGUGAUGGUGAUAAUGAUUGUUUUGAUCAACAAGAUGAAAUGAAUUGUCCACCAGUAACAUGUUUAUCAACUCAAUUUACAUGUGCUGAUCAAAAAAUGUGUAUAUCCGAAACAUAUAAAUGUGAUGGUUUACCAGAUUGUAAUGAUGGUAGUGAUGAAGUUGGUUGUCCAUCAUUAUCACCAGAUCAAUGUAAUCCAGAUAAACAAUUUCAAUGUGUUAGCUCUGGUGUAUGUAUACCAAAAACAUGGUUUUGUGAUAAAACACCAGAUUGUAAUGAUAAAUCAGAUGAACCAGAUACAUGUGAUCAACAUAAUAAUGAAUGUAGUAAUGGUUACUUUAAAUGUGUUACACCAAUAAAUCAAUCAUGUGUAUUUAAAACAUAUAUAUGUGAUGGUAAAGAUGAUUGUGGUGAUGGCUCUGAUGAAGAUUCAUUGCUGCAUGGUUGUGGACCACCACCAUUCAAGUGUGAAUCAAAUCAAUGGAAAUGUCCAAAUGUAACUGAUCGUUGUGUUGAUAUUAAAAUGGUAUGUGAUGGUAAAGUUGAUUGUCCAAAUGGUGCUGAUGAAGGUAUUGGUUGUGAUUUAGGUGAAUGUACACAUCGUGGUGGACGUUGUAGUAAUGAUUGUAUUGAAACACCAAUUGGUGCACAAUGUAUAUGCCCAUCUGGUGAAGAAUUAUCACGUGAUGAAUAUACAUGUCAAGAUUUUGAUGAAUGUGAUCCACCAGGUAGAUGUUCACAAACAUGUACAAAUACAAAAGGUAGUUAUUUUUGUACAUGUGGUGAUGGUUAUAAAUUAGAAAAUGAUAAUCAUACAUGUAAAGCACUAAAUCAUUCAGCAGCAUUUUUAAUAAUAUCAAAUAGACAUACAAUAUUAGUUGCUGAUUUACAUGAUCAAGCACUUGAAAGAGUCCCAAUUAAUGUUGAAAAUGUUGUUGCAACAGCAAGUAAUAUGCAUACUGGUACAAUAUUUUGGUCAGAUAUGAAGCUAAAAAAAAUAUCACGCUUAGAAAGAGGUGGUGAUCCACAAGAUGUUAUAUCAACUGGUCUUGAUCUUGUUGAGGGUCUUGCAUAUGAUUGGAUUGGAAAAAAUUUAUAUUGGCUUGAUUCAAAAUUAAAUACAAUUGAAGUUGCUAAAGAAAGUGGUUUAAAUCGUAUGGUAUUAGUUAAAGAAAAUAUAACACAACCAAGAGGUAUGUGUCUUGAUCCAAGUCCAAAAACAAGAUGGUUAUUUUGGACAGAUUGGGGUGAAAAUCCACGUAUUGAAAGAAUUGGUAUGGAUGGUACAAAUCGUUCAACAAUAAUUAGUACAAAAAUAUAUUGGCCAAAUGGACUAGCACUUGAUACAGCAAAUAAAAGAAUUUAUUUUGCUGAUAGUAAACUUGAUUUUAUUGAUACAUGUCGUUAUGAUGGUUCACAACGUAUACAAGUAUUAGCAAGUUCACAUUAUUUAUUACAUCCACAUUCAUUGACACUAUUUGAAGAUACAAUGUAUUGGACUGAUCGUCAAUUGAAUCGUGUAUUAUCUGCUCAUAAAUUUAAAGGUGUCAAUCAAACUGUUGUAUCACAUUUAAUAUCACAACCUUUGUCAAUACAUGUACAUCAUCCUGUGCUGCAACAGCUGUAUGAUAAUCCAUGUGAUAAUGCAACAUGUCAACAUCUGUGUUUAUUAUCACCAAGUGAUAAACGUGGCUACAGUUGUAAAUGUCUAGUUGGCUAUAAAUUAAUUGUUGACAGUGGCAAUUGUAUUGAAGAAGAAACACCAUUCUUGAUGAUAUUACGUGGUACACAAAUUGUUGAUGUAUCAUUAAUACCAAAAAAUAGUAAUACCGGUUUUAUAACACCAAUUGUUGGUGUUGAUGGUGGUACAUUAAUUGAUUAUGAUCGUCAAAAUCAUACAAUAUAUUGGCUACAAACAAAAGACGGUGAUGAUGAAAAUGGUACAAUAUAUACAAUACCAUAUACUGGUGGAAAUAAAACAGAAUUUCCAAAUCCAAAUGGUGAUUCUGGUAUUGUUGGUUCACCAUCAACAAUGGCAUUUGAUUGGCUUGGUAGAAAUUUAUUUAUCGGUAAUAAAAUUGCAUCAAAUAUUGAAGCAAUUAAAGUUGAUACUGUUGAUAAAUAUCGUACAGUUAUUAUUGCAAAUGAUGGCAAUAAAACAUCUGUAUCACGUCCAAAAUCAAUGUGUCUUGAUCCAUUAGAUGGUUAUAUAUUUUGGAUUGACGAGGGUGGUAAUGGUGUUAAUGAAAAAAUUGGUAGAAUUAAUAUGAAUGGUGAAAAUUCAUUGAUACUAGUUGAUGAUACAAAUAGACUUGAAGCAAUAACAAUUGACAUACCAACAAAAACAGUAUAUUAUAGUUCACAAAAUCCAAGUUUUGUUAAAUCAAUGUCAUCUGAUGGACAAAAUAAACGUACAAUAUUAACACGUAUUAAUAAUAUUGCAUUACCGAAAUCACUUGCUGUACAUGAAUCAAAGCUAUAUUAUCUUGAUCCAUUGUAUGAUAAAAUUGAACGAGUUGAUUUACCAUAUGGUAGUAAUCCAGUAAUUAUGAUUGACAAUGAAUCAACACUUAAAACACUUGUUAUAUAUAAAAAACGUGCAAUUGGUUCACAUCCAUGUUUAGAAAAUAAUGGAGGCUGUGAACAGCUAUGUUUACCGUCAAUUGGUGGCUCAAGAGUAUGUGCAUGUUCAAUGGAAUAUAAAAUGAUUAAUAAUACAAAAUGUGAACCAUAUAAAACAUUUGCUGUUGUAACACAAUUAGAUGUUGCACGUGGUUAUAGUUUAACUGAUUCAAAAGAAGCAAUGAUACCAAUAACUGGACCAGGACAUCAUAUAUUACAUAUUGAUGUUCAUUAUUCAGAAAAUUGGAUAUAUUGGGUUGAAUUUAAUCGUGGUUUAUGGAAUGGUAUAUUUCGUAUACGUCCAAAUGGAACUGAAAUAACAUCAAUUGUUAAAUAUGGCAUUGGUUCAAAUGGUAUAAGAGGUCUUACCAUUGAUUGGAUUGCUGGUAAUAUUUAUUUUUCAAAUGUAUUUCCACAUGAUAAUUAUGUUGAAGUAUGUAGAUUAGAUGGUAGUUUUAGAAAAGUAUUAGUUAAAACAACAACAGAUGCACCACGUGAACUUGCUGUUAAUCCAAUUAAAAAAUUACUAUAUUGGAUUGAUUAUGGACAAUAUCCAAGAAUUGGUAAAUCAAAUUUAGAUGGUAAAAAUUGGAUGCCAAUAGUAACAUCUGGUAUAAGUACACCAAGAGAUAUUACAAUUGAUUUUUCAACACAUGAUGUUUAUUGGGUUGAUUCAAAACUUGAUGUUAUACAAAAAGUAACAUGGAGCGGUGGUAAUCAACAAACAAUUAGAAGAAAUUUACCAAAUCCAAUGGGUAUUGCUAUUUACGGUAAUGAUGUUUAUUGGGUUGAUAGAAAUUUAGCAACUGUAUUUAAAGCAACAAAAUUACCAGGUGACGUUUCAUUACCAACAUUAGUACGUACAAAUUUACCAAAAUUACGUGAUAUAUCAAUAUUUGAUGAAACAAAUCAGCCAAAAGAUGACAGUAAUCCAUGUUCAAAAACAUUAAAUGGUGGCUGUCAACAAUUAUGUUUUGCAUAUCCAAAUGAAACAGAGGCACGUUGUGAUUGUGCAACUGGUAAAUUAUCAAAUGACAAUAAAAAAUGUGAAAAUAUUGAUGAAUAUCUUGUAUUUGCAACAAGAACUGAAAUACGUGGAAUAAAUUUAGAUUUACAAUCAACAAAUAUACCAUUUAAACCAAUUGGUAAUUUAACAAAUGUCGUUGGUAUUGAUUUUGAUUAUGAUGAUAAAAAAUUAUUAUUUACACAAAUACGUCCAUGGGCAAAAAUAGCAUGGUUAUCAUCAGAUAAUUUUAUGAAAAAUGAUAUACAUACAAUAAUUGGUAAAGGUAUUAAUCCCGAGGGUAUAUCAUAUGAUUGGACACAAAAAAAAAUAUACUGGACAGAUUCAUCAAAUAAUAGUAUAUAUGCUAUGAAUUUAGACGGUAGUGAUCUUGUUAUGAUAACACGUGUUGAUCGUCCAAGAGCAAUUGUUGUUGAUCCAUGUAAUGGUACAUUGUAUUAUACUGAUUGGGGACGUUUUGGUACAUCUGGUAAAAUAUAUCGUACAACAAUGGCUGGUUCAUUAAAAAAAGCUAUUAUUGAUAAAGAUUUAUCACAACCAAGUGGUUUAGCAAUUGAUUAUGAUGAAAAAAUGUUAUAUUGGACAGAUGCUGUGCGUGAAAAAAUUGAACGUUCUGAUUUAAAUGGUAAAAAUCGUGAAGUACUUGUAUCAGCAACAAUAUAUCCAUUUGCAAUAACAGUAUUUCGUGAACAUAUUUAUUGGACUGAUUUACAAUUACGUGGUGUUUAUAGAGCUGAAAAAUAUACUGGUGCAAAUAAAAUUGAAAUGGUUAAACGUUUAGAUGAUUCACCACGUGAUUUACAUAUAUAUUCACCAUUAAAACAACAAUGUAAUGUUAAUCCAUGUAAUAUUAAUAAUGGUGGUUGUGAUAAAUCAUGUCAUCCAGGACCAAAUAAUAAAUCAGAAUGUAAAUGUGAUGAUAAUAGUCGUCUUGUUAAUGAAGAACGUAUGUGUGUAUCUAAAAAUGUAACAUGUGAUAGUAAUAAAUUUUCAUGUAGAAAUGGUAGAUGUAUAUCAAGAAUGUGGGCAUGUGAUGGAGAUGAUGAUUGUGGUGAUGGUACAGAUGAAGAUGUUAAUUAUUGUUCAUAUCAUUCAUGUAGUCCAAAUGAAUAUAGAUGUAAAAAUGGACGUUGUAUAUUUAAAUCAUGGAAAUGUGAUCAUGAAAAUGAUUGUCGUGAUGGUAGUGAUGAAGAAAAUUGUGUAUAUCCACCGUGUGCUAAUGGUGAAUUUACAUGUGCAAAUUAUAGAUGUAUACCACAAUCACAAGUAUGUAAUGGUGUUAAUGAUUGUAAAGAUAAUGUAACAUCUGAUGAAACACAUGAACGUUGUCCAAGAAAUAAUACAUGUCCACCAAAUCAUUUACAAUGUAAAACAACAAAUAUAUGCGUUGAGCCAUAUUGGUUGUGUGAUGGUGAUAAUGAUUGUGGUGAUAAUAGUGAUGAAGAUCCAAUACAUUGUUCACAACGUACAUGUCCACAAAGUAGUUUCCGUUGUCCAAAUCAUCGUUGUAUACCAGCAACAUGGUAUUGUGAUGGUGAUGAUGAUUGUCUUGAUGGUAGUGAUGAACCACCAGGUUAUUGUCAAUCAGAAGGACGUACAUGUUUUGGUGAUUUAUUUACAUGUGACAAUGGUAAUUGUAUACCAAGAAUAUAUAUAUGUGAUGGUGAUAAUGAUUGUCUUGAUAAUUCUGAUGAAGAUGAACGUCAUCAAUGUAAUGAUCGUAAAUGUGAUGAAGAUACAGAAUUUACAUGUGAUGCUAAUAAAGUAUGGAAUCGUGCACAAUGUAUACCUAAAAAAUGGCUAUGUGAUGGAGAUCCAGAUUGUGUUGAUGGAGCUGAUGAAAAUGUUACAAUGCAUCAUUGUACACCAGCACCACCAUGUGCUGAUAAUCAAUUUAAAUGUGAUAAUGGUAGAUGUUUAAAUAAAAAUUGGCUAUGUGAUCAUGAUAAUGAUUGUGGCGAUGGUAGUGAUGAAGGUAAAUUUUGUAAUUCACAAUAUAAAAAAUGUACAGCACUUGAAUUUACAUGUCAAAAUUUUAAAUGUAUAAGAUUACAAUAUCGUUGUAAUGGACAAGAUGAAUGUGGUGAUCAUUCAGAUGAAGUUAACUGUCCAUCACGUGGUGGUGGUAGAAAUAUAACAUGUCCAAAUACAAAUGAAUUUAGAUGUACAAAUGGACAAUGUAUUGAUCAAUCAUUAGUAUGUAAUAAAGAACCAGAUUGUUCAGAUGAAAGUGAUGAGCCAGCACAUUGCAAUGUUGAUGAAUGUGCUAGAGUUGAAUUAAAUCAGUGUGGACAUAAAUGUAUUGAUACACCAACAUCAUAUUAUUGUGAUUGUCAAGUGGGCUAUAAAUUAUUAGAAGAUGGUAAAGCAUGUGCUGAUAUUAAUGAAUGUAUUGAUACACCACAAGUAUGUAGUCAACAAUGUGAAAAUACACCUGGUAGUUUUUAUUGUAAAUGUAAUGAAAAAUGGUAUGAUAGAGCUGCUGAUGAACAUACAUGUAAAAGACGUGAUAAUAUUACACCAUGGAUUGUAUUUACAAAUAAAUAUUAUGUACGUAAUAUGUCAAUUGAUGCAUCAAAUUAUAGUUUAAUGCAUCAAGAUUUAAUAAAUGUUGUUGCACUUGAUGCUGAUUAUUUAACUGAAACAAUAUAUUUUUGUGAUGUUACGGCUAAAACAAUAUUCCGUGCACCACUUGCUGGCGGUGAAAGAGAAGCAAUAAUUCGUCAUGAUAGUUUAGGUCUUGAGGGUAUAUCAAUUGAUUGGAUUGGAAGAAAGCUCUAUUGGCUUGAUAGACAUGCAAAACAUUUAGAUGUUGCUGAACUUGAUGGUUCAAAUAGAAAAACAUUGCUAAAAGGUAUAUCUGAUCCACGUGCAAUUGUUGUACAUCCUGGUACUGGUUAUUUAUAUUUUACAUCAUGGCAUUUACAAGCAUACAUUGGUAAAAUGGGAAUGGACGGUAGUAAUUUUACACGUAUAUUAACAUGGGAAGAUGAUAUUGCAUGGCCAAAUGCAUUAACAAUUGAUUACUUUACUGAUAAAAUAUAUUGGGCAGAUGCACAUCUUGAUUAUAUUGCAUUUGCUGAUUUAGAAGGACAUAAUCGUCGUAUUGUAUUAUCUGGACAAACAGUACCACAUGUAUUUGCAAUAACUGUAUUUGAUGAUCAUAUAUUUUGGACAGAUUGGAAUUUAAAAGCAAUAAGUAGAGCUGAUAAAUUUUCUGGUAAUAAUUUACGUGUACUUAGAAAUACAACACAUCGUCCAUAUGAUAUACAUGCAUAUCAUCCAUUACGUCAAUUACCAUAUAAUAAUCCAUGUGGACAAAAUAAUGGUGGUUGUUCACAUUUAUGUUUAAUAUCACCACCAGCAUCAUCAUAUUUAUUAGAAGGUUAUGGACAACCAGGUGUAACAUCAUACACAUGUUCAUGUCCAAAUCAAUUUAUACUUAAUAAUGAUAAUAAAACAUGUCGUUCAAAUUGUACUGAUGGACAACAUCGUUGUGGACCACCAGAAGAUAAAUGUAUACCAUGGUUUUGGAAAUGUGAUGGUGAACGUGAUUGUAAAGAUGGAUCAGAUGAAUCAACAAUAUGUCCAGCAAGAGUAUGUCGUCCAGGUGUAUUUCAAUGUGAUAAUGGUAAUUGUACACCAAGUGUUACAAUAUGUGAUGGUAAAGAUGAUUGUAGUGAUAAAAGUGAUGAAAAAAAUUGUAAACUUGAAUGCUCAGAACUUGAAUUUAAAUGUAAAUCAAAUGGUAGAUGUAUACAUUCAUCAUGGCAAUGUGAUGGUGAUGCUGAUUGUAUUGAUGGCAGUGAUGAAGAUCCAGCAAUAUGUCAUAAUAAAACAUGUGAUCCAGAUACUGAAUUUAAUUGUAAAAAUGGUAAAUGUAUACCAAAAUUAUGGAUGUGUGAUUUUGAUGAUGAUUGUGGUGAUGAUAGUGAUGAACCAGCAUUUAUUUGUCGUCAAAAAAAUUGUACAAAUGGAUGGCAACGUUGUCCAGGACAAUCAAAUUAUCGUUGUAUACCAAAAUGGUUGUUCUGUGAUGGUAAAGAUGAUUGUCGUGAUAAAUCAGAUGAAUUGCCAGAAAAUUGUCCAAUAUGUGAUGAUAAAAAUGAAUUUAAAUGUUCAAAUAAUCGUUGUGUACCAAAACAAUGGCUAUGUGAUUUUGCUGAUGAUUGUGGUGAUGGAAGUGAUGAGAGUGAUGCUGUUUGUAAGGGUAAAUAUCGUGAAUGUUCAGAAUCAGAAUUUAAAUGUGGAAAUGGUAAAUGUAUUGCAUCAAGAUGGAGAUGUGACAAUGAAGAUGAUUGUGGUGAUAACAGCGAUGAAGUAGAUUGUCAUGUAUUUGUUUGUCAGAAUGAUACAUUCCAAUGUGCAAGUGGCCACUGUAUAUCAUCAUUUUUACGUUGUGAUGGAACACGAGAUUGUCGUGAUGCAAGUGAUGAAAUUCAUUGUCCACCAAGAUAUCCUGAUGGACGUUAUUGUCCACAAUCAAGAUUCCAAUGUGACAAUAAUCUUUGUGUAUCACUCUCUGAUAGAUGUGAUGGUAGUGAUGAUUGUGGUGAUGCAUCCGAUGAAAGUCCAGUUCUAUGUGCCAACUUUACGUGUGAUGUUCAGCGUAGAUUCCAAUGUAAUAAUCAUCGUUGUAUACCACGUUAUCAACUCUGUGAUGGUAUUGAUAAUUGUGGUGAUGGUUCAGAUGAAAAUAAUUUAACAAUGUGUGCUAAAAGAAUACGUCCAUGUGAUCCAAAUAACGAAUAUCAAUGUGCAAAUAAAAAAUGCAUUGAAAGAAUAAAAUUAUGUGAUCAUCAUGAUGAUUGUGGUGAUGAAUCAGAUGAACGGGGUUGUCAUUCAGAUAAACAAUGUAAUCCAACAAAUAAAGGUGGUUGUUCACAUUAUUGUCAAAAUAUACAUAAUGAUACUGGUUAUAUUUGUGCUUGUUAUCCUGGUUAUAUAAUAUCUGUUGAAAAUAAUAAACAAUGUGUUGAUGUUGAUGAAUGUACAGCUGGUACACAUCAUUGUUCACAAUUAUGUACAAAUAGUAAAGGUGGUUUUUCAUGUUCAUGUCAUGAUGGUUUUAAACUUGUUGAUAAUCACAGUGGUGUUUGUCGUGCAAAUGAUGAAAAUGGUGAAUUAUUAUUUUCAACUGGUACAGAAAUACGUUCAAUAAAUGUACAUAAAAAUGAUGAAUCAUCAAUUAUAACAAACGAAAAACGUAUACGUUCAAUUGACAUUGAUCCAAAAAUGGAAUUAAUAUUUUGGAUUGACUCCCAUGAUAAUACAAUAAAACGUUCAUACAUGAUUAAUGCUAAAAAUGGUCUAGCUAAAAUUGGAUACGCACAAGAUUUAAAUAUUAAAAGUGAUUCAAAACCAACAAGUCUAGCGGUUGAUUGGAUUGAAGAUAAUAUAUAUUGGGGUGAGAUUGAUCCAACUGGUAUACAUCAAUAUGGUAGAAUAAUGGUAUCAAAAACAGAUGGACGUUAUAGACGUUCAUUAAUAACAUCAAAUAUUGAAAAUCCAUCAUCAAUUGCUGUUAAUCCAGAAAUUGGACGUAUUGUAUGGACAAAUAUUGGUAAUCAGCCAAAAAUUGAAACAUCAUGGAUGGAUGGUAAUAAACGUAAAAUUUUAGUCAAUGAUAAACUUGGUAAACCAUCAUCAAUUGUCAUUGAUUAUACAAUGGACAAUACAAUAUAUUGGUCUGACAGUAAAUUAAAUACAAUUGAAUCAAUAAAUAUGGAUGGCACCAAUAGAAAAAUAAUAUUACGUGGUGAUACACUUAAACAUCCAAUAUCAAUUGAUAUAUUUGAAAAUAAUUUAUAUUGGACAACAAAAUAUACUGGUGAAUUAAUAAAACAAGAUAAAUUUGGUCGUGGUGUACCUGAAAUAAUAAUUAAAAAUAUUAUUGUACCUGGUGGAAUUAAAAUAUAUCAUCAAUUACGUUAUAAUACAACAAUUAGAAAUUCAUGUUAUAAUUCACAAUGUAGUCAUCUUUGUGUUGCUGUACCAGCUGGUUCAAAAUGUUUAUGUCCAGAUAGUGCUGGACCAAGAUCAUUACAAGCUAGUGAACGUAUUUGUGAUGCAUCUGUUGAAAGACCAAAACCAUCACCAAGAAUAUGUCAAUGUCAAAAUGGUGGUAUAUGCCAACAAUCAGAUGAAAAUGAACUUGUUUGUGCUUGUAUUGAAAAUUAUCAUGGUGAACAUUGUGAAAUUAAUUUAACAUUAACAAGAAAUCAUAAUACUGUUACAGCAAUAUUUGUACCACUUGUUGUUGCAUGUUUAAUUUUACUUUCUGCAAUUGCAAUAUUUAUUGUACUAAAAAAACGACCAUUUGGAAAGACAGUAGGACUAGGUGGUUUAACAGCUCAAAGUGUUUCAUUUAGACAAGGAACAAAUAUUGAAUUUAAUGGUCCAGCUCAUGAAAGAAUGGAACCACUUGAUGUUGAAUACAAUAUGAGUGAUGUUGGUGUUAAAAAUCGUGAUUUUAGUAAUCCAAUGUAUGAUGCAGUUGUAUUGGAAGCAACAAAUGGUACAAGUAGUUCAAUAUAUGAAGUACCAGCUGAAAUGAAACCAUCAAGUAUCCAACACAAAGAACCACCACAGUUACAUUUAAAAAGACGUGAAUUAGAUCCAACUAAUAAUGACUCAGGCAAAGACACUCAACAAUUAGUAGAAGAAGAUAAAUCAGAGUGUUAGAUUUUAUUUUUAUAUAGUAUAAUGACUAAAGAAAAUAUUAAAUAAUUUUAUCUUCUAUCUUUUAUAAUUUUAGUAGAUAAAGUGCUCUUAUAUUUAUUGUAGCUUGAAUAGUGUAAAUUAAUUAUCAAUUUAAUUUGAAUGGUUGUUGGAUAUUAUAUAUAUAUUUUAAAUAUAAAUUACAUUUUUUUUAUUUUCUAUUUAGCUAUUCAAGCUACAAUUAAACUACACUAUUGUGUCAUUAUUAUUAUUUUUUUUUCUCUUUUUUUUAAAAAAAAUAAGGUGUGAUUUUUAUAAGUCUUGUAAAUAUUUAAUUAUUACAAAGAAGAAAAAAAAAAUAUAUUUCUAUCAUGUUAUGUACCAUAAAAAAUACGCGCAACCAUUUUAACAUUCCAUAUUUUUUUUUUUCAAUAUUAUAUACAAGAAAAUAUGAUAAUAAUAUUUUUUAAAGCUAUUAAUAAUAAUUAUUAUUAAAAAAUGGAAAAAAAUAACAAAAAAAAAAAAGAAUAUAUAAGUGCAACCAAAUGCAUAUUGGGACCAAUCGUAAUUAUAAAAAAAAAAAAUAAAUAAAUAUUUUUAUACGAAUGGAACUGAAAGAAAAAUAAAAAUAUUUAUAUUAUUAUUAUAGAAUAAUGAAAAUUAAAAAGUAAAUAAAUAUAUUUAUAUAUUUAAUGUGUAAACCAAAAUCAAUUAGUUGAUUUUAAUAAUUAAAUCAAUUUUUUUUUUAAUUUCUUUUUUCUCUUGAUAUGUUCUGUUAAAAUUUUAUUAAUUAUAUUGUAGAUUUUAUAGAAAAUCAAUUGAAGAUAGAAACAAAAGAAAAAUAAAUAAAUAAAAAAAUAAAAAUAUGUUAUAUAAAUAAAUGUUUUUUGAUGUAAGUAUUUCAAAGCUCAGAAAAUUUUUUAUUUGAUCGGCCUCAACAAUGUUGAUUGUACAUUUAUUAUUAUUAUUAUUAUUUAGAUAAAAAAAAAAAAGCAAUUAAAUUUUAUUCACAAAGUGAAAUCGAAAUUCGAUUAAUUUUGAAUUUUAUUAUUUGUUUUAUUUAAAAAUACUAAUAAUUACUAUUAAAAUAAUGAUUAACUAUUUUAAAUUUCAGAAAAAAAAUUAAUGAAUAAUAAUUUAAAAAAAGUAUUUAAAUUUAAAAAUAUAAUUAAACUUUUUAAUUAUUUUUUUAAUUUAUCUGCAACUGUAUAAAAUGGUAUACUUGUUUUUUUUUCUAUCAAUAAUUUGUGUGUAAUUUUUUUUUUAUAUUACAUUGUUACAAAAAAAAAAAAUAUAAAAUAAAAAAAUAAUAAUUGUUAAUACAUAUAUAUGAUAAACAUAUAAACAUAUUAUUAAAAAAAAAAAAAUGAAACCGUCCAAUAAUAAUAAUUAAAAUAAAAAGAAAUAUAUCAAAAAAAUGAUUUCGAAAUUGAUUCCCAAAUUGUUUCUAACGCAAGUGGUCAGAGAAAAUUAAGUAUAAACAAAAAUUGCUUUAUGCAUUUAGUUGUUUAAAAUUGUCUAAAUUCUCAAUCUUGUUUGAGGAUUUAUUAUUUUGUUUGUGGAAAAAUAAAAUAAAAACUUGAUAGUAAAAAUGAAA
This is a messenger RNA of Aphidius gifuensis, 15520 nucleotides long. RefSeq names its product low-density lipoprotein receptor-related protein 2 (gene mgl). The record is from RefSeq and is a predicted model, not a curated record. Lineage: Eukaryota; Metazoa; Arthropoda; Insecta; Hymenoptera; Braconidae. The transcript is spliced from 9 exons. Gene Ontology annotation, molecular function: protein binding; calcium ion binding. The coding region runs from base 16 to 13947 and encodes 4643 amino acids.